AGUGUGGGAUUUUUUUGGGAUUAUGUUCUGUUUAAUGAAUUUAAUCUCCCUGCUUUGCCUUAAAUAUUUUCUAUGUCUGGAAUGUGUCACAUGGGGGACAGAUGAAAAUUCAAGCACAUAAAUCAAAACAAUUAUUCCCUAAAAUAUUCUACAAUAUUUAUUUUAUACUUUUAAAAAAAGGAUUACUUUACAGAAAAGGCAUGUAAUGGGUUUAAAGGUUUUUACUCAAAUUCUGUUUAGUCAAUCCAUUCAACCUUUAUUUUACUUUUGAUAUUUGCCAUACACGUAUCCAACCAAGAUAAAUAUCUAUAUUAAAUAAUAUAUUAAAGGUUAAAAUUUUAUAUGAAAUGCACAGAACACUAAAUAUAAAAUAAAAAUACAUUUUCUUUUUUUUUUAAUCCCUGAGUUUACACAUUCAUGAAAAAAGGAAGAGACACUUGCAUGCACAAAACUAACUCUGAACAAGGGAUUUACUUAAAUGAAAGUUAUUAAGAAACUUUAACACUGCUAAAUACUGACAAGAUUGAAUGUCGUAUCUUCAAAAUAAUAUAAACUUUUGUUGUAGAAUUACUCUGGAUAUUAAAAUGCGGGAAUAGAAAACAGUCAAUAUCUUAAUACUAGAAAUCUAGAAAUCCUUUUUAACUGUUUGUCAGUUAAUGUUGAGUAUAACUUUACUCUGACAAGAAAAAAGGACAGCAACUAUGGAAUAGGUAUUUUUAAGCAUCCCUCAGCAUAUUUAUUAGGGUAGUCACUGUAGUAGCAUCAAUCAAAGUUGGAAAUAUGUGACAAAAACACAUUUUAAGGUUUUUUAUAUGAAAGCAAACCUUUUGGAAAGUGUGAAUCCUGGCAGUCAUUUUGAACCAUUUAUUUUUUAUAAAAGUACUCCCAAAACCGUCUGUUUAAAUGUCAUUUAUAGUGUGAACUGUUUCUAUAUUUUAUUGUCAGUACAUGGCCAUAACAUGUAGUUUUAAAAGAAUGUAAAAUUUUCACCAAAACAAUUAAUUUGAAACAUUUUAAAAGUUUUGUAAUUAGUUGAUGAAGUGAAGUCUUUUUUGAUAUAAUUGUCAACAACUAUUAAGUAUUUAUUCUUCACUGUAGGGAACAUGAAAAUGGAAUUAUUUGCUAAACAGACAGACUGAAGGGACUCAACACAUUUGAAAAUUGCAAUGGUAACUAACAGAGAGCAAGUUAGCAACAAUGGCAAGAAGUUUAAGUAAACAAAACAAAACACAUUGUACACAAAGAAAACACCUACAUCAGCAAAAAUGCUAGCUCAAAUAACAAGAUCACAUGUUGAGAAACCAAAGUGUACAUAACUCCCGUACCACUCACUGUACCAGCUUGAUUAGAAGUUCCAGAAGUGCUUAUGAACUUUGAUCAGAACUGACAUUAAGCACGUUGAGUUGCAGCAGCUGCAGUUUGAUUUGCUGCUUUUUGUUCAAAAUGUGUCAAGAAUUGAUCAACCAAGAUAGCUGCCAUGCUAACAAAUUAUGACUUGGACUUCUUCAGCACUAUAGUCAUGAUAUUAUUAGGACAACAUCAAGACAACACUGUGGAACCAGAUGGAAGUUUAGGUAACCACUGGGACUCUUGUUUUAAAGGAUACAACCAGUGGAAUAAGCUUCCUCAGAAAUCCAACAGCAGUAAAGCAGACGAUGAGACUGCGUUUGUCCUCACGAGAUGCCCCGGUCAGAACUUCCAGGUGUCGUUGCUGCUCUCCCACCUAUUGGCUGCCACAGUUCUGGACUCUGAUGUGUUACUCCAACCCUAUCUGUCCAGUUGGGAUGAGCUCGUGAAGUUCAUGGAUUCUUUGGGUCCAAUGGUGGGUCUCAUAUCUAAAGAAAUAGAAAGUAAGACCACUAUAAUCCGCCAGCUGGCCCUGUUAUCUGGGGAGAGCCGUGAAGCAGAACUUAGCUCGAAUGUAGACGUGAUUAAGUCGGUGAAAACACACACAGACGGAUACCACUCUGUGCGUUCCAUGAUCUCUGUGGAAAUGAGCCAGGGUUUGGUUGACUUCCACCACCAGACAGACUCGGGAUGCCGGACUAUUCUGCGCCUUCAUCGAGCUCUGCUUUGGCUGAAGCUCUUCCUGCAGAAGCUGGCAGAGACACCAGAGAGUGGACGGCUUAGGAGCCCAUCUGAGCUCUGUCGGGAGGCCUACCAGGGCACACUCGCCAUGCACCACACUUGGUUUGUUCGCCGAGCUGCCGAGGUGGCCUUCAUUGCCAUGCCAGAGCGGGGCUUCUUUUUUAGGUUGGUUUGUGCUCAAAACCAAGAGAGGCUGAGCUUGGUGCUGAACAGAGUGGUCAAGGCCAUCGGAGAGGUUUAUGACAGGACACAGUUGGCCCUGGAAGAAAAUGGAAUGCUGGACUUACCUUAGAGUUAUGAAAGUGGAUGCUCUCAAACUUGGCACUGCCUCCACAGUCAAGCACCUUGUGAAUUCACUAAAAAGACACAAAGCUUUGAAAAGCGCACUUUUUUGUAUCUGUAAUCCCUGGAGACAAAACCCAAAGCGCUGUGCUGAAUGAACGCCAUUUCAGUUUUAUUCUGAUCCAGAUUAUAAAGAGAGUCUCCUCAUCUCAUGGGGUUCAGGCAGCUACUGAUUUAUUUUUAAUGUGAAUUAUUUAAAUAUGUGACAUCACAAUCCUGAAUGAUCUGUUCUAUGAUGUAAAAAGCAAGUGCAGUUUCAGUUUUUUUUAAUGUGAUGGAUGUUUCAUACUUCCUAUUGUGUGCAUUAUUAGACAAUCAAUUUGUAUCUAUUUUAGGGUAGUUCAUGCUGUUGAUUUAGUAUGCUACCUCAAAGCUGGCAACGUUCAGUUACUCUUUUACACCUGCAAGACCAAUCUGUAUAAUGAAUGAGUAAAGAAGAAAAAGAAAAACUGCAA
Molecule: messenger RNA, 2885 nt
Organism: Oryzias latipes (Japanese medaka)
Lineage: Eukaryota; Metazoa; Chordata; Actinopteri; Beloniformes; Adrianichthyidae
Gene: gltpd2b
Product: glycolipid transfer protein domain containing 2b
Biological process (GO): intermembrane lipid transfer; ceramide transport
Cellular component (GO): membrane; cytoplasm; cytosol
Molecular function (GO): ceramide 1-phosphate transfer activity; ceramide 1-phosphate binding
Source: RefSeq, a predicted model, not a curated record